Mytilinidion resinicola is the source of this 2366-nucleotide messenger RNA. RefSeq lists its product as uncharacterized. The record is from RefSeq and is a predicted model, not a curated record. The transcript has 8 exons. The coding region runs from base 39 to 2096 and encodes 685 amino acids. NCBI's taxonomy places the organism in Eukaryota, Fungi, Ascomycota, Dothideomycetes, Mytilinidiales, Mytilinidiaceae.
AGCUGCCGCAGGCGCGCCGCCGCAUUGCUGCUACCGCAAUGUCGAAAUCGAAUCGCAAGAUCAGUGAAUUCUUCGGAAAGAGCAGCGUCCUCCCGAAGAGCAGCCUAAAAGAUAGAGACCGGACCGACUCGCCCGCCACACGAGCCUGGCCUUCCUCGCGUACUCAGAGUCUUCAUGGCGAUGUUGAGAUGCGUGAGGCCUCCGAUUCACCCACCCCCGCCACGACGAUCAAAAAUGCCACAUUGACGGACGAGCAAUUAGCAAGGAAGCUGCAGAAUGACUGGAACAAAGAGACGAAAGCAAUCGUGAUAGAAGCUCCCAAAGGCGGGGAGGACUGCGCAAUGAGCGGGGGGUCGUUCUCGUCCAUAAAUUCAAGCAGUAGCAAGCGUGUCUUCCGACGCGAUCAAGAGGUGGUCGCCAACUCGGACUCCGAUACGGAUAGUUCAGAGGGUCUAGAGGAUAUGGAUUAUCUCCUACAGCAGAAUACCAAGAAAGCCCCGGCACCCAGUCCCCAAAAACAACUUCCAUCGCAAAUCACCACGUUCUUUAACGCAAGUACACGGCCCAAGAAAUCAAUACUUCCUCCGGCGAAAAAAUACAAGUUUUCAAUCGAUUCGCUCGUGGAAGAAACCAAGAAAAAUAAACAACAGGAGCAAAAGUUCGCAGCGGCGAGGGCAAAGCUCGAGGAGACGACUGUUGAGUCUGCUCCCUCUGACACCGUCGAGAAGACCCUUGCUUCAAUCGUGGAAGAUGACGAGGGAGGGAGCAAGGCAGAACGGCUGCUGCUAGCCAUGAGACGGACCAACGCUCUUCAUCGAGACCCUACUUGGCACUUUUUCAGAGACGAUGUAGAGGCCCAAUCUCGAAGGAUGUUCCCGAAAUCGUGUCUCCCUCACAAAGGAUGGGCGUCUGUGUUUAAAGAGCCAAACAAAAGAGACCAAGCAUUUAUGGCAGGCUACGCUCGACACAUCUUCCGAUACCAAAACUUACCAGAAGAGCUAGCGAACUGGAUGAUUGACGAAUUGGUAUUCUUUCCAAGAGACGGAGUCAACACGGAAUACAUAAAUACAGUUGAGUGCUGUCCUGGCGUCUUGUCAGCCCUUCUUACUCCUGAUAAGCUAAGCGACAUCUUCCGUCGUCUCGGUGCCAAAGAUGUUGGCAAAGACCCAAGUCUCACCUUAACUCCGUCUUUUGAUUCUCCCAAUCGCCCGAAGCAAAUCCUCCCCACUGGUCUAAGAUGGAUUGUGCAAUUACUCCAGCAGGUUGCUUCAGACCUGACGCCGGAAUCACAAGUGCAAGCCUUGAAUAUCCUUCUACGGCUAUCGUUCGACGACAGCAUCCUUUUUGAUGUUGCGUUACACACCAUCAUCCAAGAUACUAUUAAAGUGUUCCUAGAAAGCAUAUCUGAAGCUGAGCUCGGUCAAUGCCUCCAGCAAAUCAUCAACAAUCUCAUCACAGCAGUCGAAGACCCGGUCCUCCAAGACCAACUCGUCACCGCGCUACCCACCAGCUCACCUCUGACCCACCGUUUCCAACGCCGUCUCGCGCUCGGCUUCUUUCUUCAUCCUACCCCCGUUACCGAAUCACUCGCUUCCGCUGCGCUUCCUGCUAUCAUCCAUGACCAUCUCAGCACAUCCCCCGACUUACAGAUCACCCGAGACUUUUCUUAUACCAGCCUUGGGGCGCGCAUGUCCCUCCUUGACAAAGCCAUCGGCCCUGGUUUCUCAACUUUGCCUUUUCUCGCAGCACCACCAACGCCCGCUUCAUCAAGCACAGAGCCAUCCACCAGUAACACAAACGCCAACACGCCUCUACCGCCUUCACCCGAGGAGAAGGCCUUUAAUGAAAGCGUCGAUCUUCUUGCAGCGCGCAUCAAGUUGCUCUCGAAUCGUAUCACCGAUGCGAGUACCUCGGGCAUGGAUCGCUGCGAGGCGAAGAGCGUAUGUCAGCGGUUGCACUACCGGCUUGAGGGUGCCGUUAGGACAAGGGGCCGUAGGAUCAAGGGCGUGUUUGGGGAUGGGGACGAGGACGAGGGCAAGAUGAUCUUCAAGCGGUUCUUCCAAAAAGAUAAAGCUGGUGUGAAUGGGGCGGUAUAAGUCAGGCACGCUGUUUUCAGCGUGGAGCUUGAGGCUAUGAGGGAUUUGACGAAGGAUGGGUGUGGCAUGGAUAUCACGCGAAUGUCGUGGAUUUGUAUGUUUGCAGUAGCACGUCUUCUCUAUUAUGUGAGAUGAAAACAAACAACGCUAAUUGAAAUACCAAAGUAGUGACCCAGCAAAUCUGGUCAAACCGCUGCCCGUGCGUGCGAUUGAUGGAGGUCCGAGAGACCGGUCAGUUAGCACGACCGACCUGUCGGGCCGAGCAAGUCG